AUGUCAAGCUUUAAGCAGCUCUAUCUAGGAGCAACUCUCCUACUCAGCCUCACCCACCAAGCCGCCUGCAACCCAACCGAAGAACAUGACUUAUCGGUCAGGUUUGGCGUUGCUCAAGAUCUAGACGCACGAGAUAUCGAGAACAUCAGAGCACUUGUUGAGCGAGACCUCGAGAUUCGCCGGGGAGGAGAUGGUGCCGGUGGUCGUGGCGGCAAAGGUAGCUCAGCAACCGUUACCGAUGGCUUCCCUGGCUAUACACCUGGUGGUCGUGGCGGCGGCAAGGGUAGAAGAAGCCUUGAGAUUCGCCGGGGAGGAGAUGGUGCCGGUGGCCGUGGCGGCAAAGGUAGCUCAGCAACCGUUACCGAUGGCUUCCCUGGCUACACACCUGGUGGUGGUGGCAGCGGCAAGGGUAGAAGAAGCCGUGAGACUCGCAAGGGAGGUGGUGGUAGUGGUGGCCGAGGCGGUAGCAGCGGUGGUGGAAAGGGUAAAAGAAGCCUUGAUAUUCGCAGGGGAGGAAUGCUCAAUUCGGGCAUAAGGCGUAAAUUCAAUUAA
This is a messenger RNA of Clonostachys rhizophaga, 552 nucleotides long. Lineage: Eukaryota; Fungi; Ascomycota; Sordariomycetes; Hypocreales; Bionectriaceae. The record is from the annotation of a GenBank genome assembly.